AUAACUCAUCUCUCUGCUCUGCACCUCAAAAAUUUAAUUCCCAAUCAAAAAUGGAAACCAAUCUUCCCCUUCUCUUUCUUCUCAUUUUACUCUCAAUCUUCCUCUCCUGCACCGCCAAGCGCUGCCCGGACUGCGGCCGCACGCCGGUGCCGUACCCACUCAGCACACGCCCAGAUUGCGGUGAUCCUCUUUACAGAGUUCGGUGCACCGCCGGCGUGCUCUGGUUCGAGUCCGUCAAUGGGUCUUCCUAUUUGAUCACUUCCGUUAAUCCGGUGGCCCAGAGGUUGAUUAUCCGGCCGCCGGGGUUGGCGAAAAACACCUGCGUUUCAUCGGAUUUUGGGAGCCAUGGAUUUUGGCUCGACAUCGGCCAUCCUUUCACCAUUACCAAUAGAAACACGGUUCUACUCUUCAAUUGUUCGAUGGAAGUCCUGGAAAAUAGUUGGAACUGUUCGGCUAACAGCGUCUGUCAUGACUACAUCAAGCAGAAUCCGGUGGUCAUGGGGGCGUGUAAGGCGGCGCCGACGUGCUGUUGGUAUACAAGUGGAGGGUCCAUUACUGAGUACAGAAUCAGGGUGCGGAAGGAGCGGUGUUCGGCUUAUGAAUGCUUUGUGAAUUUGGGUGGUUCUGUUCCGGCGAAGAAGAAAUGGCCAGAACCUGGGGUGGAGAUUCAAUGGGCACCUCCGCGAGAGCCGCCGUGUCGAGUGGCUGCAGACUGCCGGAAUUGGGAGAAUUCUGCUUGUUUGCCGGAACCUGCAAAUGCUCGCCAGAUGAGGUGCUUCUGCAAGGUGCCUUUCAAGUGGGAUCCUGUUAAUGGCUUGUGUAAUGGCAACAAUGUGAAAAUACAGAACAAGAGAAUUCACAAGAAGCAUAAGAAGAUGCCUGCUAUUCUUGGAGCAAUGGCUGGAGUGAUCGUCGUGGUGAUUGGAGGCUCGACCAUGUUUAUAAUUUUCAAAAGACGUCAACAGAUUCCGAAAGGGAACGAACUCAAUUCGAAACAAGUUCGUGAAGUGAUUCUAACAGCCAACAGCAGUGGCAAAUCGGCGAGGAUGUUCACAACCAAAGAGAUAGCAAAGGCUACAAACAACUUCUCGAAAGAGAACUUGCUUGGCUCUGGUGGCUAUGGAGAGGUUUUCAAAGGCAGCUUAGAAGAUGGAACCUUAGUAGCUGUUAAGCGCGCCAAGUUGGGGUGCAUGAAGGGUAUCGAUCAAAUCUUGAACGAAGUUCGAAUUCUUUGUCAGGUGAACCAUCGAUGCCUUGUUCGUCUACUUGGAUGCUGCCUCGAACUCGAGCAACCCCUGCUAAUAUAUGAAUACAUCUCAAAUGGGAACCUAUUCGAUCACCUUCAUGGCAAUACAAGUUCAAGUAAAUGGCCACCGCUGACAUUGAGUCGUCGACUCUACAUUGCUCGCCAAACAGCUGAUGGCCUUGCUUAUCUACACACUUCAGCCAUGCCAAGAAUCUAUCACCGAGAUAUAAAGUCAAGCAAUAUUCUACUAGACGAGAAGUUGAAUGCUAAAGUUGCCGAUUUCGGGCUUUCUAGACUGGCCGUUACUGAAUCAAGCCAUAUUACAACUGGGGCUCAGGGAACAUUAGGUUAUCUAGACCCGGAAUAUUACUUAAACUUUCAAUUGACAGACAAGAGCGAUGUUUAUAGUUUUGGAGUUGUCAUGCUCGAGCUGUUGACUUCUGAGAAAGCCAUUGAUUUUAACAGAGAAGAGGAAGAUGUAAACUUAGUAGUUUAUAUCAAGAAGAUUAUCAAAGAAGACAGAUUGAUGGAAGUUGUUGAUCCUGUGAUCAAACAGAGAGCAAGCAGAGUUCAAAUAGAGAUAAUGAAGGCAUUAGGGUCUCUAGCAGCAGCUUGCUUGGAUGAAAAGAGGCAAAACAGACCUACAAUGAAAGAAGUUGCUGAUGAGCUAGCCAACAUUAUUUGUGUUCUUAACAGAGAGAUUCCAAAUAUUGACGAACUGUAAAGGUAACUUUUGAAUGCAUUUUUUGUCAAAGUUUUCUGUAUGAAACAAAUCAAAGAAAAGAAGAGGUAAAAAAAAGGGCAAUAGAUUCCUCCAUAGACAUGUAUUACUUUGAAAAUUCUCAAUGAAAAGCUCUAACAGAGUGUGUUUAGUUAAGUUUUGUCUUAAUAAGGCCAUUCGAUUUCGUUUGAAGGAUCAUAAUCUUCAUAUUUCAAUCCUUUUCUACUCUGUUUUCUAAAGUAAAUGGUAAACUGAACAAGAUCUUCUUCAAUUCUAACACAGAUUCAAAUCUAACUUUUAUUCUAAAUUCUAGUGAACUUUGGUAG
This is a messenger RNA of Cucurbita maxima (winter squash), 2293 nucleotides long. RefSeq names its product wall-associated receptor kinase-like 20. The record is from RefSeq and is a predicted model, not a curated record. Lineage: Eukaryota; Viridiplantae; Streptophyta; Magnoliopsida; Cucurbitales; Cucurbitaceae. Gene Ontology annotation, cellular component: plasma membrane. Gene Ontology annotation, biological process: protein phosphorylation; cell surface receptor signaling pathway. The coding region runs from base 51 to 1970 and encodes 639 amino acids. Gene Ontology annotation, molecular function: ATP binding; protein serine/threonine kinase activity. The transcript has 3 exons.